Molecule: messenger RNA, 1231 nt
Organism: Galeopterus variegatus (Sunda flying lemur)
Lineage: Eukaryota; Metazoa; Chordata; Mammalia; Dermoptera; Cynocephalidae
Gene: DDX47
Product: DEAD (Asp-Glu-Ala-Asp) box polypeptide 47
Exons: 10
Coding region: 15-1124 (369 amino acids)
Molecular function (GO): RNA helicase activity; ATP binding; nucleic acid binding
Source: RefSeq, a predicted model, not a curated record
AGCCUGCGAGCAAGAUGGCGGCUUCCGAGGAGCACGAUUCUCCGACCGAAGCGCCCCAGCCGGCGGUGGCGGAGGAAGAAACCAAAACAUUUAAAGACCUGGGUGUGACAGAUGUAUUGUGUGAAGCUUGUGACCAGUUGGGAUGGGCAAAGCCCACCAAGAUCCAGAUUGAAGCUAUUCCGUUGGCAUUACAAGGGCGUGACAUCAUUGGGCUGGCAGAAACUGGCUCUGGAAAAACAGGGGCCUUUGCUUUGCCCAUUCUGAAUGCUCUGCUGGAGACGCCCCAGCGUUUGUUUGCCCUGGUUCUCACCCCUACUCGGGAGCUGGCUUUCCAGAUCUCAGAGCAGUUUGAAGCCCUGGGGUCCUCUAUUGGAGUGCAGAGUGCUGUGAUUGUAGGUGGAAUUGAUUCAAUGUCCCAAUCUCUGGCGCUGGCCAAAAAACCACAUAUAGUAAUAGCAACUCCUGGUCGAUUGAUUGACCACUUGGAAAAUACGAAAGGUUUCAACUUAAGAGCUCUCAAAUACUUGGUCAUGGAUGAAGCAGAUCGAAUACUGAAUAUGGAUUUCGAGACAGAGGUUGACAAGAUCCUCAAAGUGAUUCCCCGAGACCGGAAAACGUUUCUCUUCUCUGCUACCAUGACCAAGAAGGUGCAAAAACUUCAGCGAGCAGCUCUGAAGAAUCCUGUAAAAUGUGCUGUUUCUUCUAAAUACCAGACAGUUGAGAAAUUACAGCAGUAUUAUCUUUUUAUUCCCUCUAAAUUCAAGGAUACCUACCUGGUUUAUAUUCUAAAUGAAUUGGCUGGAAACUCCUUUAUGAUAUUCUGCAGCACCUGUAACAAUACUCAGAGAACAGCUUUGCUACUCCGAAAUCUUGGAUUCACUGCCAUCCCCCUUCAUGGACAGAUGAGUCAGAGCAAGCGCCUAGGAUCCCUUAAUAAGUUUAAGGCAAAGGCUCGUUCCAUUCUUUUAGCAACUGAUGUUGCAAGCCGAGGUUUGGACAUACCUCAUGUAGAUGUAGUUGUCAACUUUGACAUUCCUACCCAUUCCAAGGAUUAUAUCCAUCGAGUAGGUCGAACAGCUCGAGCUGGGCGCUCUGGAAAGGCUAUUACUUUUGUCACACAGUAAGUAAAUCAGCUUUAGGGGCUAGCAAUGUAGAGAAAAGAGCAGAACUUUGGAGCUGGACUGACUUGGAACCUGGCUCUACAAUUACUUAACUAAUCACCUAAAUUCCC